Ambispora leptoticha is the source of this 1101-nucleotide messenger RNA. NCBI's taxonomy places the organism in Eukaryota, Fungi, Glomeromycota, Glomeromycetes, Archaeosporales, Ambisporaceae. The record is from the annotation of a GenBank genome assembly.
AUGGAUGACGAUAUCAUGGACUAUGAAGAAGAGAAGAGAGACAGAUCUCCCUCGCCCAUAAGAUUUGAAUCAAACAGCAAGCUAAAAGGAAAAGGAAAAGUCAUUGACCAGCCAGAAAUUGCUCCACCGACGGAUGAUAAUUUACCUUGGGUGGAAAAAUAUCGUCCAAAAACGUUCAAUGAACUCGUUUCGCACAAAGUCAUAAUAUCCACAAUCGAAAAAUUCAUUGAAGAGCAUCGAUUACCACAUCUAUUGUUCUAUGGUCCGUCUGGCACUGGUAAAACAUCAACAAUACUUGCAUGUGCCCAAAAACUAUAUGGACCGAAAUGGAAAAGCAUGAUCAUGGAGAUGAACGCAUCAGAUACAAGGGGCAUUGAUACGGUUCGAGAAGAGAUAAAGACUUUUGCGAGCACGCGUAAGAUCUUCAGUUCUGGCUUUAAAUUGAUUAUUCUGGACGAGGCGGAUGCUAUGACUCAACAAGCUCAAAAUGCUUUAAGGCGAAUUAUUGAAAAAUAUACGCAAAAUGUUCGCUUUUGCAUCAUUUGCAAUUACGUUAGCAAAAUAAUUCCAGCAAUACAAUCACGUUGUACGCGUUUUCGAUUCUCGCCGUUAGAACUCGAUCAGAUUGAAACACGUCUAAAUUUUAUUAUUGAUGCUGAAAACGUAAACAUCACACAGGAAGGAAAGAACGCGUUAAUGAAACUUUCUGGAGGCGAUAUGCGUAAAGCUUUAAACAUUCUUCAGUCUUGUCAUGCUGCCUAUGAACGAAUUGAUGAGAAUGCGGUGUAUAAUUGCACUGGGAAUCCAGAACCACAAAGUAUCAAAGAUAUAGUUGAAGCGAUGUCAGGCAACGAAUUUACUGCGGCUUAUUCAAUGAUGAUGAAAAUAAAAACAGAGAAAGGAAUAGCUUUACAGGAUAUCAUAAUGGACAUAUAUAAAUAUUUAGAAUCAUAUCAGCUUCCAGCAGAUGUGCGAAUUUACUUGUUGGAUAACCUAGCGAAUAUUGAUUACAGACUCGCUAAAGGUGGAACUGAAAAGUUCCAAGUUUCCGCGUUACUAGGAACUUUUAAAAAUGCAUUAGAAUUAGUGCAACAAAAUUAG